ACGUCGAAUUAUCUCUCGAGGAACUUAAAUUAAAAUCGCCUAUUCAUUGAACGCAUCCUAUCAGCAACAACACUCACUAGCGAUAAACAGUCUGCAUUCAUAAAUAUCGUCUAGUGAUUUCUCUCCCUGGCCAGUCGUAAUUCACCAUGGCAAGUGACAGUACGAUCCGACAGUUGGACGAUUUGGUUAAGUGUAGACUGGUGGACGGGGAGAGGAUAGUGUCCACCGAUAUCUCCAGACUUACUGCCCCCGGAGAAAAUUAUGGCUCGGUUAUGCUAAGAAACGAAUACAAGUUUUACGCAGUAAUAUGUCCUACACUAGACCAAUUCUUGAAAAAGAACGGCGUACCAUCAGGAGCAGAUUUCUUAGCUCCCUUUAUAAAUGGCAGACUUAACCUAGACGGUAGCAACAAAGUAGACUCGGAUGCUGUCAUAUUGAUGGAAAACUUAAGAACUGCCGGAUAUUCAACUGGCAAAAAAUCACUUGGACUUGACCUGGAACAUUCUAAGGUCGUCCUGACAGCUCUAGCCAAGUUUCACGCAGCGGGAAUGGGACUUAAAGCGAAACAACCUGAAGUUUUUGAAAAAAAUCUUAGACCUUAUUUCUAUACGUUUCACCCAGACGCUGGAUUAAUUUUUACGAUGAGAUUAACUUUUCUUCAUGCGUUAAAGUCCAACGGAUUCUCUGAAAAUGAAAUCCAAAAAUCGUUGACGCUUUUGACCGAGACGUUGAAAAAACUAACGUUAGUGAUGCUUGGGGUACUCACGAACAACAAUUUGAUUAAAUACGAUAAUGGCAAACCGUCUCACUGCGUCAUAGUCGAUUUUCAAGUUUUCGACUACGCCACACCCUUGAACGACGUCACAUUCUUCCUCUUCACCAGUGUACAAAAAGAAUUCUUCGAAAAUAACUUAGACGACCUCUUCCAGUAUUAUUAUGACAGAUUAAUAGCAGAAUUGCGGUUACUAGGAGUAGAUACUACACCCUAUACAUCUCAAAGUUACCAAAAAGAAAUAGCAACAGCGGUGAAGUACUACGAGUACUUCCAUAUUUUGUGGAUGUCCCUACCCUUGAUGCACGAAGAUUUCAAGAGUGUAGAAGACAUCGACAAAGAUGAAAUGGAUCAAGCAAUAGAACUAAGCGAGAAUCACGUGAACAAAAUUGUAGAAAUUACAAGGCUGUGUUUGAAUAGGAACUGGAUAUAAUUUAUAAAAAUAAGUGAUUUUAAUAUUUUUUGUUUGUUUUAAGUAUUGAUAUAUAUAUUAGUAGAUUGAUAACAUACAGGGUGGCCCAUUAGUGCGAGGAAUUCCAAUAUCGUCAUCGUUGUCGAAGAUAUGAAAAAAAGAUUGAUUAUUUUUGUAUUUAAUGUAUUUUAUAUUUUUUAGCGGUUUUGUAGGUAUUUGCGAUAUUAUAUUUCUUUAGACUCUCUAACACUCUAAAUAUAAGAAAUAUAGCUAAGUAUUAAUAAAGUUAUAUUCACUUUAAUGUUUAAAUUCUUUUCGGAUAUAGCGCUUUUAAUGGCAACACCGUAUGGUGCUUCAAAUAAAAAUAGUGUACUAUAGCUGACUUUUAUGCUGAAUCCAAUUGUGUACAGAAAAAUAGUCGGUGCACUUUAAAAAAACUAAAAACUUCACCAUAACUUUUUUUGGAACACUCUGUAUACGACAAAAUAUUUUUAGGAUAUGCACCAUUAUAAACAAUGCAACAUCUAUAUAGAAUUUUUUUUCAUAUUAUCUUUGUCAACAACGACGAUAUUCUUCGCACUAAUUGGCCAUCCUGUGUAACAAUUUAAUUUGUAUUUGAUUAUUUUUUAUUUAUUAAUUGUACUAGUUUUAUUCAUUAAUUGAGGUUAUAGUUGACUGACAAAGUAUUUUAAAUUUUAGCACAGAUUUUAGCUUAAUAAACAAAUUUGAAAAUAUAGAGAUUUUACGAAAAAAAUU
Messenger RNA from Sitophilus oryzae (rice weevil), 1940 nucleotides. RefSeq lists its product as uncharacterized. The record is from RefSeq and is a predicted model, not a curated record. NCBI's taxonomy places the organism in Eukaryota, Metazoa, Arthropoda, Insecta, Coleoptera, Curculionidae. The transcript has 4 exons. The coding region runs from base 147 to 1205 and encodes 352 amino acids.